Messenger RNA from Fraxinus pennsylvanica, 1095 nucleotides. NCBI's taxonomy places the organism in Eukaryota, Viridiplantae, Streptophyta, Magnoliopsida, Lamiales, Oleaceae. The record is from the annotation of a GenBank genome assembly.
AUGGCUUGUGUGUUGGAAACCCUAACUGUCCCACGCGCCUCCGCUGUCCCGUCUACCUCCUUGACUCCGGUUACAGGAGCCUCCUCUUCUCGCCGCAGCUCGAACAGAUUCUCUCAGUUCAGAGGCCUCAAGAUCCAGCAAAAUCGAUGCGCCUUGUCUCUGAGUUCUACUUCUAAAAUAGCUCGCCGUGGAAGUCAAAUCGUUUGUGAAGCUCAGGAAACAGCAUUUAAAGUUGCUGAAGUUACUGAAGCAGCAUGGGAUUCUCUUGUACUUGGGAGUAGUUCACCUGUCUUAGUUGAAUUUUGGGCACCAUGGUGCGGGCCUUGCCAUGAGAGUCCUUCAAUUGCAACCAAGUAUGGGAUUCGAAGCAUUCCAACUGUUAUGAUUUUCAAGAAUGGAGAGAAGAAAGAUUUCAUUCUUUUCCUGCGACCAAAUUCUGUAUCUGAUUCUCUUUCUGGAUUGUAUUUAUUGAUUUUCAGCUGGUUAUAUGGCGUUCAGAGCUCGUCGUUAGAAUCAGACGAUAAACCAAAAUGUCCAAUUUGUAAGGCUUACAUCACAACUUCUUCAUUGGUUCCCCUCUAUGGUCGUGGCACAUCAUCAGCUGAAUCCGAUGGCAAGAAAUGCCAAUUGGAUCUCGUCAUACCUCACAGGCCAGUGGCGCAUGGUAUGAACUCAUUACUCCCUUCAAAUCAGCAACUCCAUCCCAAUCCGUUUCAGCCACAGCAGCCUUCUUUUCAUCACAGUUUUGAUAAUUAUGCUCCAAUGACACCAUCUAGCUUCGGGGGAACAACAACAACCAAUUUUUUCAAUCCAACAAUACAUAUGUUUGGUGAAAUGGUUUUCGCUAGAAUAUUUGGGAGUUCGGAGGCAAGUUUGUUUUCUUAUCCUCGUACAAAUUCCUACCCCAUUAUGGCAAAUGGUAGCCCUCGGUUGAGAAGACAAGAAAUGCAGGUGGACAAGUCUCUUAACAGGCUAGAUUCGCUCACAAAUGCCAAUUCCGGUGGGGGCCAUCGAGGAGUAGGACCCAACAAAGGUAAGAGGAUUAAGCUGGAAGGAGUGGGAGAAAUCACGUAUCGUGUUGAUCAAUUGGUCUAG